AUGGCAGCUCAGGUGGAGGUUCAGGCUGGGGAGGUGGGGAGGACAGGGGUGGGAGGACGACUUCACUUGAGUCCCCUCACUGACUCCAGCAACAAGACUCUCAUUGACAUUCCUCCCAUCAACCAGUCCCAUCUCAUCACUUCAGAGCCUAACAAACCCGCACCAGGCCCCAAGCCCAGGCUCAGCCCCAAACCUUUCUCAGUGGAGAGGAACCCCACCAUUAAACCGAUUCUCGCUCCGAAACCUCAACCAAAACCCCGACCGGAGUCCGCUCACCUUCCUGUGCAGAAACCAGAGUUCACAAGCAGUCCAAAACCACAACAACUAACUCCCACUGGCAAACCCACACCAGUGUCAACCAACCCCAACCGAUCUACCUCUACUGCUUUGAGAACUUCGAAACCAUUGAGCACUGGACAAACGACCAAGCCUGUAGUCCAUCCGUUCAAACCAGCCCCUCCUCUCGUCCCCGCAGACCCUAGUAAACCCUCUCCUCCUGUUCCAGUCUCAAGACCGAGACCUUCAGCUCCAAGCUUAGCCUAUCCCAAGAGCUUUAGAAAACUUCCGGCAGCAGAGUGGUCCGGAUCCACUAAAAAUGAAAACGAGAAGGAUCAGACUGGAUCCAGUAAAGGAGGUACCUCCAUUGCAAGAGCGAAGUCGAUGGGUUCUCUUGAUCUGCUUGGACAAGAGGAAGAAGAAAACGCUAAAUCUAAACCUGAGGCAGCAGUACAACUCCGACCCCAGCCUAGAGGCUCCAGGACCAGACCCGUAUCCGCCAUUUUCCUUGACAGUCCAAACAAGACAGAGGCACCGGUCCCUACCCCUCGAUGGACAGGUAGACGACCGCUGUCAGCUGAUCUAACAUCCAAAUUUGAAUCUAUCGGUCUGUCGCUUCAUCAUAGAUCUCCCAAGACGAACACUAAAGAAAACACUCCAGAGGAGAAAACGCUGCAACAGAAGAAAGAGACGGAGAAAACUCCUAAGAGCGCCCCACCACAGAGUCUCGAUGAAGCCAUGCCAGCUGUCCUGGACCAAAGCAACAAAAAGACAGAAGAAGUGACAGCGAAGGAACCGGAUGAGUCUAAGAAGGCGGUCAGCAUCAAGAAACGGAUCAGUCUCCUGCUCGAUUCGUCCUCCUCUCCUGUCGCCGGGACAACAGGCCAACAGGUGUCCGAAGUUCACACUCCAGUGCCGCCAGUGCCUGAGGCUGAACCAGCAGUGGGUGUUAAACAGCUGAUCAAGCAACUCACAGAGGACACAACACCAACACAGAGCCCUGUCCACAAACCUCCUGUGAAGCCCCGCCCCCUGCCCCUUGACUUGACUAAAAGGUAAGAGCUGCACCCAAGUCUCCGGCUCGCUUUUGUUUUGUCCCCCGUCUUUGUCCAGGUGUUCCAUUGUCAUGCAUGGCUUUUGUCUCAUUCGAUGUACGUCUCUCAGGUUUACAUCCGAGCGGUCGCCAGACCCUUGCAGUGAGGCGACAGAGCGCCAUGACAUCAGCAGAGAUCCUCAGACAAGGGUAAGAGGGGGAACUAAGCUUCAUGUGAACCAGUUUUCAUUAGUCUAUCUUUAACAGGCAAAGGAGGAAAAAAACAAGGAGAAAUUGUGUCGCAGCUUAGUACUUUCACAAGCUAUUCUCUAAACAGACCAUUGUGUGUUUCCUGUAAUCUCCUGCCAAAAUAAAACCGAGGGAUUUGGCAAAGAGAAGAAAAGACAAAAUUAAGAAAAUAACCGCUCAGAAAAAUAGAUUUUGACAAGACAGAGACGUAGUCUGCUACUGAGAGUAAAAUCAGACACAAAUGGGUCAAUUAUGACCUCAUCUGUAAGAGAAGACUAAGAGUGAGGACGCUCGGGUUUGACCCUUUUGUACCAACAUCACAAUUUCCCCAGUGGGGAUGUGACAUUAUAGCGAAAAGCAUUGUCGCUGUCACACACGUACAAACCUGUGAAACCCAAGGUCCAUUACUCUUCCCCGAUGGCUGUGAGUUAUGAAACACGCAGAGAGGAGAUCAGUGGGAAAAGGUCGACACAGAGAGGCUUUGAUUACCCACUCUGCACCACACCCUCUGUUGUGAGUCCAGCUGAGAACAAGGAGAUACCGUUUCCACUCUGACAGCUGUACACCCAAUCAUUUCAACUUCUUUGUGUGUCCCGUUCUGUCCUCUUCUGUUGUCAAACCAACUUUGAUUUGAUCUUUCGUCAUGUUUUAGAAGAUUUUAUAUCUUUGAUGUAGGGCUGCACGGUUAAUCGAUUUUAACUCGUAAUCGGAUUAUUUGAUUAUGACGAUGUUAAAAAAUUUGAAAUCGUCAAAUCAAUUUUCCUCUCUAUCAUGUCUCGUGCCUCCAGGCCACCCUAUGCUCCCCCUUCCUGCAAACAAACAUGGCGUUUGUAAAAGGGGGCCAUAAUUUCGUGGUUAAAUAGGACAAGAGUGAGUCAGUCGUGUGGAAUUGGUACGGCUUUGCAGUUUUUGACAAAGAGUAAACCACUCCCCAAUGCAAAGUCUGUCUGAAGGCGGUAUCAACCUGUCACCACGGAAACAAAGUUUUUUGUCAUGUUGGCGUUUCAGUGACUGUAAACAGUACUUUUUGAAAACGGGUCAGAGAGUGCAUAAAUCCGUAAACGACGACCAUUUCAUCUCCGUGUGGAUGUCUAUCUUUAUAGGCAUGCUUUCUACUCUUUCUCUGUCUUUUGUGCAUUUCCUGUGCAGUGUAACAGCGUGCGAAGUGGCUUGGCAUAUGCACUACAUCGUUUUCAGUGGUUUUGUUUUGAGAGAUGAUAGAAAAACUUUUUAUUCAAGUGAAGUUUGACGAAGUUGUCACUGAAUAAAAAAUCAAAAUUUGGUUUUUAUUUUUGGAUAAAAUCGUGCAGCCCUACUUUGAUUUUUAUCUUGAGAAUAAAAAGUUUCAGCUUGUUUGUAACUCUCGGUGUAUCUGUGAACUUUCUUAGACUGAAGAGACAGCUGUCACUCCCAGUGAGCAGAGGACCUUUGCGGAUUUAAAAGAUCCUCAUCAGCCGCUCAUAAAGGACUCCACGGAAGAAGGACCAGCUGUAGAACAGACCGUUGGAGCCGCUCUUAAGGACAGCGGGGAGGUACAGAAAGUGAGAGCAUCCCUGUUUGAGAAUGUGGUGGAGCGUCACAGCGUGAUGAUGGUGGAGGAGAACAAGGCCAAGGAUUCGCUCAACAGCCCGCUGCUAAGAAGAGAAAGUAGUGAUGAGGGAACUCUGGUCACCGCCGUCUACAAAGAGCCCGUUUCCCCGUCGAGUCCUCUGCGUGUGCUACAUUCCUUUGACACUGUGCAGGCGGUGGAUGAAAACAGGGCGGUGAGCGAGAGCGUCCCAUCUGCUCACAGAGAGGAUAAGGCCAUGACGCUGCGCUCCAGACGCUCAGAGGCGAGCAAGCCAACAGAAGAGAGGAACCCUGAACCAGCUUUGUCAGCGAUGCCAGAACAACAGCCGAGAUAUCUGAGAAUUGGCGCUUUGCCUAAAUGGAGCAUCACAGGUUUAGGACAAGAAGCAGGUAAAGAACCGCAGCAGGAAGGACAAGUGGCUUUGGAUACAGACACGAGGGAGGCGGAGCAAGGAGAAGUGGCCGCAGCGCCCAAACGUUUGAAAAUGCUGCCGGCGGACGAACAACACAAACCCAGAGCGACGUACUUCGCUUUGACCGGACAAGCACAGGAACCAGCUUCUCCAGGCUUCGACGUGAACAUGCCUUUUGAUGAUUUGUCUGCUGUGAGGUCUGCUCAAGGGAAGGUUCAACCAAUCAGGAGAAACCCGUCAUUAGACGAAGCCUGUGGGAAAAACUCUCAAGAUCAAGUAGAGCCGUCUACAGAAAGACUGAUGGCUGAAGAAAAGAUGGAAGUUGAAAAGAGGAGAGAACUAAUAAAAGAGGCAGAAAGAAAGAAGACCAAAUUGAAAGAGCUGGAGAGGGAAAAGCAAAGACAGCUCGAACUCGAGAAAGAAGCACAUAUAGAGUUCGAACGGAUGAAGGAGAGGGAGAGGCAGAGAGAGUUUGAGAGGCAAAGACAGAGAGCCUACGAGAAGGAGAAGCAGGAGUUUGAGGAGAAACAGCGUGCGCUGGAGAGACAGAAACAGAUCGAGCUCGAAAAACAGAAAAUACAAGAGCUGGAGAGAGAGAAGCAGGAGAGAGAACGACAACGUCAACUCGAGAAAGAGAAACAACGAGAACUGGAGAGGCAGAGAAAACUCGAGUUGGAGAAAAUGAGGGAGCAAGAAAAGGAGAGACAGCGUGAACAAGAGCGGCAGAGGAAACGGGAGGCGGAGAGGCAGAGAGAGCUCGACAGGGAAAGACAACUGAUGGAGAUGCAGAAGGAGAAACAGAGGAUGGAGGAGCUGGAGAGACUGAAAGAGAUAGAGAAACAACAGCUUCUUGAGUUUCAGAAACAAAAGCAGAAAGAAAAGGAGAGGCAGCAGAUCAUCGAGAUGGAGAAGCAGAGACUCAGAGAGAAAAUGGAGAGAGAAGAGGCCGAGAAGGUCAAACAGAUGGCGCUGGAACAGGAAAUGCUAAGACUGAGAGAGCUUGAGAAAGAAAGGGAAAGACAACGGGAGAUGGAGAGGGAGAUGGAGAGGGAAAAGCAGAGAGAGCUGGAGAGACAGAGACAAAGAGAGCUGGACAAGGAGAGACAGAGACAGCUCGAUAUCGAGAGACAGGAACUAGAAAACCAGAGGCAGAGACAACGAGAACAAGAGAAGGAAAGGCUGAGGAAGGAGGAGAUAGAGAGAGUGAAGGAGAUAGAGAGGAGACAGCUCCUGGAGUUUGAGAAGCAGAAACAAGCAGAGAGGGAGAGACAGCAGAUCAUGGAGAUGGAGAAACGCCGACUGAGAGAAAAGAUGGAAAGAGAGGAGGCGGACAAGAUGAGACUGAUCGCCAAACAGCAAGAAGCAGAAAGGCAGAGACUGAAGGAGAAACAGAAGAAGGAGGAACAGGAGAGAGCGAGGUUAGAGGCAGCAGCUCUCAGACCAAAGGUUGUGGAUCUGGACUCUGUACUGCGGCUUGACCCCUUUCCCAAGACUCCCACUCAGCGUAGUGAUCCUGCUACAAGAUGGAAAGAGCCCUCUCUGAAAGCAGAAGAGUCCUACAAACCCGCCAUUCUUGACAUCGACUCGUUCACAUCUCAAGCUCAGCUCCCACCCACUAAAGACUUGUUUCCUGUUUCUGGUAUCCAGAGCGCCGACGCCGUGUUUGGAGCUCGAGUGCAGCCUUCUCCUGAGAGAGACAUCAGCUGGAAGGUGCCGACACAGCCUGCAGCUGGUCUGACAAGCCCGGUGUGGACGACGGGCCCCCAGGACCCGUGGGAGCUCCGGCCUGUUGAGAUGUCUGUGGACAGUCCCACAGCCGAUCCAAGAAAAACCGCCAGUAAAACAGGCGCAGAGCAGGUCCUCAACAGGCUCCAGGAAAGCAGGAAGAACUGGUCUGUUGGACAUGACGAGCAGCUUCAUUUGAAACCUUUGGCCGGGACAGAGGCCGAAACAGGAGGCUCUGCAGGUGGAGUCUCCAGCAGCACGACUGUGGAGCAGUUAUGGCUGCCCAGGGAGCCACAUCCUCCAGACAGCAGGCCAGAGGGCCGCAGCCACAGGAGAUCACAUGGAGCUCAGGUGAGUCAGUAAGACACCGUUGGUAAGACAACCACAACCCCAAAGGAGUGAGAGACUGUGUGAAAUGUUGAUAAAAUCAGAAUCUGAGGGUCUGCAAAUCAUUUUUACCCUUUAUUCAAAUGAAACUAACAAACGCUAGUUUUGAUUUUGAUGUCAGCAGAGGCAAGUCCACCAUCGUCCUACAUCAUCUCUUUUUUUAACAAACACAUUUAGGAACCAAGUAGACCAGUAUCAGGGCCAAACGCACCAGCUGGGUGCACACCUGGGUGUAGGACUGGGCAAUAAACUAAAAAAAUAACCGAUACCGAAAUUUACGAGAAUAACCAAAGUUAUUUUGCCCAUUUGUACAUUCAGUGUCAAAAAAUAGAUGAAUAGAAGUUGUUUUUGGAUGUGUGUAGGUAGGCUAUGGUCUCAUGUCCCUUUAAGACGCUGUCCUACGUCAGAGACGUGACUCCACCCCAUCCAGUCUGUAACAAAGAGGGAAAGACAGGUGAGGAGAUGGAGGACGGUUCAAAAGUUGUAGAUGAAGUUAAUGUGUGAGGGGGUGAGCAGCUUGUGGAGUAGUUAUCGUCUAUUUAUCGUUAUCGAGGUGAACUGAUCAAUAUAUCGUGAUAUUGAUUUGAGGACCUAUCGCCCAGCCCUCCCUGGGUGUAACCUCCUGUCCACCAUAGAGCUGAAAGUGAAGUCCUGUGCACCAGUCAGACCAAAGUCCUGUUUGUCUUACACCUGGGUGUGACUCUCAUGUCUCGGACAGAGCAGACAGGUCAGGCCAGACGCCCUUUUCAAGGUCAUACAGAUAUAAUAAAGUUCAUUAUUUCACUGUUUGUUUACGUUUUUAAAAGGCUGUGCCCUCCAUAGAUCAACCUUGUGCUGGUGUUUUUAUUGAGAGGAGACUGGAUAGAAGUUUGUGACUGAUCUGCGGAUGUUGGCUCAAAUGCCUCUGAUAAGAUAAAACCGGAUACAUCUAUGACCGGUCUUAAUUAGGGUUGGUGCUCAUCAUGGUGUGCGUUAAGGUCAGAGAGUCAGUAAUAGCUAAGUCUGAUGUAAGAGUCUGCUGUGAUCGGCCUAGAGCUGGAGAAAAAUAUUACCCUCUGCACUAGAUGCUGCACCUGAACUCUUCUGGUAUAGAGCUGUACUGUUGUAGAUGCUGCAGAAUGUGGUUUGACAUUGUCUCGCUCAGAUAUGCAAGACCCCCUACACUUCCACAUCUGUGUCAUGUUUGCUUUUGGUUUUUGUCUUUGCACGGUAGAUUUCAAACUGUAUUUGGGGAUGUAGAGACAAACCGUUCACAGACUGUGUGUUUUUGAGCCCAUGCAGUGAUUUUUACUACUGAGUCAUGUCUGAUUUCAAUGUUUUGCUGCCUCAGAGCUCUCGAGAUAUCAUAUCUUUUAUGAUAUGUUGUUCUGGAGAAGAUGAAAUCCUCAAGCUCUGUACAGUUUUCUACUAAGAAGCAUUAUUCUAAAACUGUUGAAACUGAAUCAUUAAAACUUGUUGAGCAGGUUCUCACAGGGAGGUGAACCUCUUCCUAUUUUCCCUCUGAGAGACUCGGCCAUUUUUUCACUAGGUCAAGUUAUUAUUAGUCAGCGGCAAAUGAAUUAACCAUGUCAAACGGGUGAUGUCCCUCUGAUUGUUAUAUGUUUUUAGCAUCACACAGCUUAUUCAGUGUUUUGUUGCUUCGAUCCCAAUCGUCUUGAAAUGAGCACCAACAACAACUAUUGACAACUCCGACAGUGAGUGUAAAAAACAAUAAUCAUCUGAGUUUUACAAAAAUAAAAAUACAGGAGAUGUGUAAAAGUUGAAUUUAUGGUAGAGCUGUUGGAUUGGGCUGCGAUGGAUUCCCUGGGUGUUCAUGAUAUUAGGAUUAAUCUGUGUAUACAUCACAAGUGUUUUUAAACGUAAAGUAACUAGGGCUGAAAAGUCCUAGUUGACUUAUUGGUCGAUACGUGCUGAGUCAACCAAAAUUCUCAUUGGUCGGCUCGUUUUUUUUUCCGCACCAAUUUACAGUCUAUGGUUGAUUCAUCAGGAGAAAUGUACCAAGUGCUUAUGGGGUUGUUUUCCGAGCACCCCAGUUUCACAGGUGACAGCCUGUUUCAGAACACCCCCCUGGUUUUCACCAUUUUGGAUUAGCCCAACCCACUGGAGACCGGCUAGAGACAAGUAGAUUGAAGAGCGUCCACAUUCAUCAAUGUCCGGUGGGCAAUAUUUUUUUCGUAAGAUGGCAGGGGAAGGUUCCGCCUCCAGCUAGAAAAGCUGGGCUCCGAUUGGUUAUUCCAUAUGGCUGUGAAACAUCAUCACACACUCAAGCCGAGCGUGGGCUGUCGGCUCUGCACAUCAAACAGAACAUUAUCGCAAUUCUGAAUCUCCUAACUCCAACCGGCAGAAUGGUUUGCCAUCAGAAAAAUUCCCCCGAUUAGUUGAUUUUUGGUUGAAAAAGUCAGGGUUUUCAGCCCUGGAAGUAACAUAUGUCCCCAUGUUAAAAGGUGGAGGGUUGAACCAUCAUAAAGGAGAGUAAAAGAGAGUUUUAAAACUGUAGAUUUUGGUACAAUAGGAGCAUUUUAAGCAACUAAGUCUUGUGUCUGGAACGUUGGAUUGACCCAAAUAUAAGAAGUAUGGGAUUGGCUUAUAUAUUCAGGGUUUAACAAUAAAAUGUCAAUAUUAGUUAUAACAGUAGACAGCGUCACUUAUCUAUGAAUCAUGUGUACCCUUCAUGAACAGUAUAUUUACUAGAAUGAAUGAAUUAGAAAUUCAGUCUGUCAAAUAAAAUACAUUUUUCUGUUUGAGUUAGUGGCACUGCUGGCUUCUAAGUGUUGUUCGACAUAUUUAACUGUAAGUCUAGCUCUCAGUUAGACUGAGUAUGAAUACUUGUUGGAACAUAAACAAAAGAAGCUGUAAAUCUGCAGCUAAAUGCAGCUGAAUCCAACAUGGUGGUGGACAGCGGUUAGGAGAGAUCUGUGUUUUGUGGUGCAGACUGUGGAGUUGACUGUGAUUCCUUGUUUGUUAUUAGGAGCUGAACAGGAUGCGGUCUCGCAGCAUGUCUCGGCGAUCGGCCCCUUCCAGCAGCGCUUUGGAGGGGAGUCUGUCCAGGAUGAGGAGUCGCAGCGCCCACAGGGAGCAGGACCGCUCCAGCUGGGUGAGUGAGGCCUCAGCGUGAACUCUACUAUACCAACAGUUGGUUCCAGGAAAGACUUAAUAAGAUUUCAAACUGCCUCCUGAAUAUUUGCCCCAGUUUGAUAUUCAGCUGUGAGUGUUGUAACGCACUCUUUGUUUUCAUUUGAGCCGUUUCUCACACUGCUUUGUGGAAACAGGGAGGGAAUCUGUGUCUCUGUCAUUAUACGUGUGUGUCUUUGCUGAGCGUCUCAUGUUUUUAGAGAGACAGUAGUUAGACGAGGUGGAAUGCAGUUAGUUGACUGAGCGUUGACAGCUCACUGCUGCUGUGCUGAAGUUGUUAAGAGUCGGUGACUAAUGUUGAUGGCAUGGCUCCCUAAACUCACCUCCGCCCAUUUCACGUCACGAUCUAAAUAAGUGGCCACCAAACAACCCUCUCAGGCCUGUAAUUCAGGAUUGGAUUAGGCGAUUGGUUAACGAGUUUGUCUUUUCACUACUUACCUCACAGCAUGACCCUGGAAAAGCUGUGGAGGGACCUCUUUUAGGUUUUUUUGGUUGUGUAGACUGAAUAUUCUUUUCUUAUUUGCAGCUGCACACAAACAUGAACAUACACUCUUCCUCUGUGCCGAUCAGACCAAUCAGGUGGAGUUCUCUUUGUCACAGAGGCUCAGGUUGACACCCUACACUAAGAACACAAAAGCUCAGUAUGCUGUUUCAUAAUUGCAAAGCUCUCGCUGUGAUAGAGCCCAGAUUAAGUAACCGUCGGUCCCAGAUCACUACCACCACCUAGUGGCUGUGUUUCAGUAUGUGAAGGUCUCACUUCCCUGUGUCUGAGUGUUUCCUGGUUGCUUUGUCAGCAGUGUUGUUGUUGUUGUUUUUGCACUUUUAAUAAUAAUGGAGCACCACUCAUUAUCCUUCAGUCUAAGAGUCUUGGUCUGAUAGUGAAAACAUUGUGAUCAAGCGUCUGAGUUGUUUUUAAAUAGUCACACUAAAGACUCAAAUACUGAUGCUUCUAUUGAACCCAUAAAGGUAACAACAUUUGUGACGAGACUGACUGUUUCUUUCUAGAAGUUUGCCUGAGAAAUCCACCACUUGGUAUGUGUCAGAAGAGUUAGUUUACAAGUGUUUGGUUACAUUUUCUACAGUAGGGAUCCUCAGUCAGUGAUAUAUUAGACUUCUGAAAGAAACUAGGGUGAGAGGACACAGGUGAAGCCCAAAGGUUAGAACAGAGGCUGUAGUUCUUGAAGGUUCAGUUCCAUCCUGCACCCCUUUCUCUCAGUUCCUGACUGAUGAUCAUUACAGACUCUGUUAGUACCAACCAGAAAACACAGUUGGCAGGAAUGCGACACCUGUAUAAGCUGCAAUAAUAAGUUUUUCCUCACAGUGCACACACUGCAUACAUUUUUGGAUGGAGAAAUGUAAAUAAUAUAAACAUACAUGACAUUGCACUGGUCCCAAACAACGCAGGUGCAAUGAUUGUGCAUGAUGAAAGUCUCAAAAUGCCACGAGAGUUGGAACACGAGGGCUUUUCAUUCAGUGUGACACUCUGAUGUAACUACAGGAGCACUUAACAUGACCUGCAGUUCACUCCAGUAGAUCAGUGACUGUCACGCACACACACAGGAGGACGACUACAAGUCCUAAUUUGAGCCGAUUAAUCUACCUGUGUUAGUUUGUUAGUUUUUUGUUAAUUUUUGUAAAAAAAUAUUGCAAUAGUUAUUGAUAAAGAAGAUUAUCUUUAGUUGAAUGAGAUAUUAGUUUUUAAAAGCCUUAUGUUAAAGGAAAGCUGCAUGGAGAAGUGCGUUAUGAUCCGCUGUGCCAUGAAAUGUUUGGAAGCAAAGAGUGGUCUUUUAUUUUGCUUGUAUUAUAUUUAUGUCUAUUCAGAGUGAUAUAUGUGAUCUUUUAUAUAAAGAAGUAUUUCACAUUUUUUAUCAAAAACAAAAUCAGGACAAAAUAAAAUCAGCAGAGAAGUCAAAAGUUUGGGUUUGUCCACUGGGAAAAUGUCAAAAAUUCCCUGCAGGAGCUUUAAAUUUUUUAAAUAUGAGGUUAAAAUCAUUUUAAUCACCAUUUCAAAGCAUGUUGAGAUUAAUGUGAACUUGUCAGAUUUCUAAAAGUCUGAACAACAUAACACUUAAAUAAAGGUGUACGGUUAUUUUUAGGUUUUAAUAUCUAGUCCAAAGUUUUAAAGAUAGACACUUCCAACCUUAAUCCCAGAAAACACGUGAUGUCUAAAUCUGGUUUAGAAUUUAACUUUGUCCUUUGCAGGGAUUACAAAUCUUGUGUGAAGCCAAUAUCCAUGAGUGUGAGCAGGUAUCGGUUAUUAUUCCUCACCUCGUGUUGAUUUUUUAUUACUGGAAGAGUCUCGGCAGUUUCUCAGAUGAGAUCAUAGUCGGGUUGUGAGAGUCUGAGGCUCGAGAGAGGAGCAGAGCAGAGAUGGGCAGCGUUCUGAGAGCUGUGCUCUACUUCUGGUCAUGCUGCCUCACUCAGUAUGGCAUCUUGGUAAGUCACAGCAUGUUUCUGUCUCUAACAGUGUGUGUCUACAAGAUCCUUUUGUUAAAGAAGUAAGUGUUGGUUAUUUGUUUGAGGAUCCGACAUGUUGUUUCUUCUUCACUCUGUGUUAUUGGCUUGGAGAGCACGCUGGUCGGUCUCUGACUGUGAAUCCGUUACGGCUGAUGAUGUCAGCAGAGGAGGGGAAGAGACGAGCAGUCAUGAGUCACUUCCCAGCAGAUGAUGAUUAGUAUUAGGAGGAUAUUAAGGAAAAUUGUGAGCAGUCAGAGUCUGUAUCUAUUGCAUAACUUAAUCUCCGUCAGUCUGUCUUUUGUGUCGCAGUUUAAUCUUUUAUAAAUAGAAACCAGUCGAGGUAACUCUUCCUUCGAAGGAAACUCUGCUGACAUUUGUGCUCUUAGCUAACACUGUGAGUGAAAUAAGAACACUUUGUAUUUUAUAAGGAUGGGAUUUUGAGUUAAAGAAAUUUGAAUAAAACAGUAUCUAACUGCUACCUUUGUUAGGGCUGCAAAUAAAAAAAAGGAAAAAAAAUUUUUAUGUUGAAAUUGUGAAAAAGGAGGGUUUGAAACAUGCUCAUCAGGAUAUCUGAAAAUCCAAAGUGACAUCUAUGAAUGCCUUAUUUCUGUACAAACAACAUAAAGUUCCAAAGACUCUUUUGUUUACUAUAAAAUUGUCAAUAAAUCCUUCAAUUUGAGUGAUUUUUCACUUGCCUGAACCGGCAAAAGUCUGACAAACCACAUAAUUAAUCUGACUAAAAUACUUAAAAUUGUUUUCUUAUUUCUCAGUUGAGCGGAUAGUUUUUGUGUAAAAAAUUAUCGAAAAUAGCGCAGUUUACCUCCUAAAGUGUUGCCUUAUCUCUCUUUAUAGCAUGUGCAGUGAAGAAAUCUUCUUUUAGGGAAGAAUUUAAAGAAUAAAAUCAGGAAAUCUUCAAAUUCAAUCAGUUAGUUUUGGAGUUUUGCCUCAGAAAAUAUCUAAAAGGAUUGACUUAAAUUCAAGAUUGAUAAAUAUAUUCUGUAGUCUGAGUUUUCAAGUCGUUAUCACGUUAUUUUGAGAAAACUGAAGAGUGUGAAAGUGAAAUAUUCUGCAUGUGCGUGACAGUGACAAUGAAGUAGCUAAUAACGCAGCAGCACUCUGGACAUGUUUACCUUGAGGACCAGGAUGUCAUGCAAAGUGAAAACACUCGAUCCGUCCAGGCUGAGGAGGACGUGAGUACGUGAGAGAGGUCAGCUUGUGUUCUCAUGAAAACUGAGACCUGCACAGCAGACUCUCCUCUUAGUGCAGCACUUCAAAGAAUAGUUAAUCAGAUUACCUAUAGGGGGCAUAUGUGGACAGGGAUUCAGCUUUUUAUGAGCCCCUCUGUCCCAGUUUAUUUCAGAUUAAGUCUUUGAGCUCUGGAGUUGCCUACGGUGGGUUUUUGGGGGUCUAACAGAGACCUGUUCGACUCUGUCGCCUGUAGAAGCAGGAAGUGUUUUUAGUCUGCUCUGGUGUUUGCAUGAGUCUGACUCUGAACCAGAUUUAAACAAACAAGCACUGGGCUGUUGUGAUUCUGGCUCUGGGUGCUUUGUGCCGACAAACUGGUUGAUGGUUGUAUGAGCUCACCUCUCUCUUUCUGAGCCACACCUGUCUUUUUCAUGCAUGUCAAACAGAUCCUCUAUUUUUAGUCCUGGAUGAUCGUGCACUUGUGCUCAUUCCCAUCUCCACUUUCUCUCCAGUUUCCUCCACCUACUUUGAAUUAGAGCGGCGUUACGGCGAAGCGAGCCACUUUCUCUGUCUCUUUCUUGCGUCUCUAUCCUGCCUGUGUCAUUUCACCGGCCUGCCCUGCAACUGAGUCAGGCUGAAGCGACAGAGCACCGCAGAACAUAUAUCACCCUCCCCUCCCUCUCCCUCCUGCUCUGAAUCAGGGACCUCCCAUUCUCUCCGUCUCUCACUCUCUGACUCUGCUCCACACUCCCUCUCUCCACCCAGUUUCUCCUUGACGGAGAGUCCUACAGCGCUGAGUGCAGAGAGCAGCGCUGCUGACGCAUUUUCCUCUACCUGCCCGUACCUGCAGAAAAAGGCGAGGGGAGAAGAAACAUUUCCUCUCGGCUCCUCUGGAUUUUUCAGGACUCUUCCCUGUUCCCUCUGCUCUCCACAGCGUUGGUUGGCACUCUGCUUUUCUUUAUGGAAUACGAAUGAUCGCAGCAGUUUUCCUUUUGCCACCAGCUGUCCUGCAGCAUUUCACCCCACAGCUUUUUUUGCCAGAAGGUAGCAGCACAGUCUGAGGCUCUGCAGGAGCGAAGCCUCGUUUGAUGGAUGGAUUGUUUAACUUUUAACCCGGGCCUUGUUUUGGAGGAAGCCUAUCAUCAUCGGCUCUUGGAGAUCUGUCAGGUCGGCUGUAAUUGAGACUGAGAUCACACCUGGAGAACUGACACAACUAUCUCAGAGUUGGUUUGAGGACUGUCAAUCUUUCUGUUGGAAAUAGAUAAUUGAGUGUUGUCGCGAACGUAAAUGGCACGUUGAGGAUGUGAUUUAGAUAUACCAGCUCGUGACUUCUCCACCUGAGAAGUUGUUUUGUACUUUGUGUGCUUGGAACCAGAGAAACAUGGCAGAGAAACCUGUUGGUACAUAGCGCAGUAGAUCUUCAGACUGUCAAACAGAGUAUUGUCCUGCAUUACUAACUGCGAGUUCUGCCCUCACAUAACCUUGGAUCGGGGUGCCAAGCGUAUCAUAGCGAGGAUAUCUCAAGUGUAUCGAAAUAGACAAGAAAGCUUCACAAUUCAUGUCAGGCCGGCAGCCUGGAGCCCUGACAGUGAUGACUUGAAACUGAGUCCUGACGGCUCCAGUGGGACUGCACUGCAGACGGGCCAUUUAGGAGAGAAACUAAGGAGAGGCUGUGUCCCGUGUCUGUGCUGCAGUGCUGUAAACAACACAAACAACCUCACAUUGGACUUGCUGAGCUGUGUUGUUGUUGUUCUUCUUUUUGUCACCUUCCUCACUGCUGCUGCAGUAUUGACCCGGCAACAAACAUCAGCAGACACCUAUGACAUUGUCCCUGGACCGCUAACCCUCCAGCAUCACCAGACUCUAAUGAUUCCCCGUCACCGCGGUAAUAAGAGUCACAGCUCAGUUAUCACACUUGUUUCUGACUCAGCUGUUCUCGCCGGUGGUUGUUCGUGAUGGAGUAUUUGGGGGACAAGCUGACUGUGGCCCACUCCCAGGUGCAAGGAUGGGUGGGAAACGUCCGCCGCUCCCUCCACGGGGCGUUCAGUCUCCUGUCCACCAGGGGAGAAGACGGGACCGGGGACUUCAAGAGAACCAGCUCUCUGCGCUCACUGGCGUCCCGCAGCAGGGAGUCUAUCCGCAGGUUCUCACUGCGUAGCCAGCAACGUCUGUCCUUACGCAGACGCACCGCGCCCAACACCCCCACUGCUGUAAGACAACACACACAUUUUAAAGCAAACACAAACACCAGGCGAGCGUCAGGAAUCAGAAGUAUUAUAAAUCCUGACUCUGACUGAGCUGUACGGUUGUUUACUGUAACUGUACGCUCAGCAGCUUAACUUAAACAUCUGCUCAAGUUAAAUAAAGCUCAAGUGGAAUUCAAGUCAUUUUGGAGAAAUGUCCAUACAGCCCGUAGUGUCACCGUGUUAACAGCUGCUCCUCCGUCAACUAUUUGGUCUCCGGCCAAACACGUCAAGAACUUCUCCAUCUGCCUCCCCGCUGCUCCUCAUCCAUCUCUUUCUACGCUUUCAUCGCUUCUCCAUCUUGUCCUUUGCACAGUGUAAACCUCUCUUUGUCUGACUUUGUUUGGCCAAGCUGUUGUUGUACUGGUUCUUCAGGUCAUCGCGUCGCUCGCGGUUUGUGAUUUUAGACACGAGUGACACAAAUAGUAACCGGGAUGCCACAAGGUGUUAUAUUGUUUGUGUUGCUUAAGACUUAAAGGAAACAGAAGUUUGAGUGUUUGUCUGUCUAAGAGUCACCCGCAGCCUGACACUGUAAGGGACACAUUUAGAAAUCCAUGCAGGGAUAUAUGGAUACAUUACAGCGGAGUUGUUCCUAUCUUUAGGUUACGCCUGUUUGCUGAACUGCUGUGCUACACCUCAUGAGUCACAGUUUCUAAAGAUAAGAGCUGUUUUCAUGGCGUCAGUUCGGUGGUCUGUUGUGUUGACAUCAUGGUUAAAGGUCUGAACAUCACGCACUGUGAUGGAGGUUCUGACUGGGCCGAUGUUGAGUGGACGAAUGACAUUCAGGAAACAUUAACGGUUGAUGCAGAUCAGCUGUUUUUAGUAGCCUGUAAAUGUCUGAAGGGAAACUCAAGAAAUUGGGACUUCUGACUUGCAAAAUUACGGAAAUGAUAAAAAACAAACCGGCCUGGUCUCAUCUUAUCAGGGAUGGUUAGCUGAUUUCAAAGGAAAGGAAGGAUGGUGCUUCUUUCUGGUCCAAUUUAAGCCUCAAUAUUUCAUUUUGUGUUUUAUUUGGGUUCAGCAGCCUGGCCGGACUUGCUUCAGAAACGGAGGAGAGGGUAAACUAAAGAGUGACUCACAAUCAAGACGUGUAAAAGCAAAAAGAGUCCUCAAAAAUACUGAGAUCUGAUUUGUAAUAACAGAGCUGUGACGUUCUUGAUAUUUUGAAUGUGUGUGUCUGGGAGUUUGUUGUUACUGGGGGUGGGAAUCACUAGUGGCCCCACGAUACGAGAUUAUCACGAUACUUGGGCCACGAGAUUAUCACGAUACUUGGGCCACGAUAUUAUUGCGAUUCUUGGGCCGCGAUACGAUAAUAUUUCGAUACUCCGGCCACAUUGCAAUAUUAUCACUAUGCUUGGGCCACGAUAGGAUAUUAUCGCGAUACUUGGGCCACAAAUGCGAUAUUAUCAUGAUACAUGGGCCAUGAUACGAUAUUUUCACGAUACUUGGGAUAGGUUAUUAUCGCGAUACUUGGGCCACGAUACAACAUUAUAGCUAUUUUUAACAUUUUGCACUACAGUGAGUAUUGUGAUACAAUAUAUUGGGAUUUAUCUAUUUUUUUCAACUAUAAAGCCAGUUUAUCAUUUGGCACUCUUGCUGUAUCACCUCUAGUUAUUACAAAUUCACACUACUUUCUUGAUCUCUUUAUUAGGAGCAAUUGCUUUAAGCAGCUUGCACGUUAAAAGACAACAGAAAAGACAGUUACAUAUGGAUAAAGUAUGAGAGCAAGAAUAUAGAUUAGAGUCGAUAAUUGAAUUAUUCCCUGUGAGAACUUUUGAUUUGCAUCGAUUUGGCAGACCAAGCAGCCUCUCUAUGGCAGACUCUUGAUAUAUCACUUAUCAAGAGUCUGCUAUAGAGAAUGUAAAAAAAAUCAACAGCAAAAGUAACUUCACUAGAGAUAAUCUUUUUCUCUUUUUUAAGUCCUAAAGAGGCGUCAUCAUUAGUUUCAGUUGUAUGAUAGAUGAACACCCUUUAUAGGAGCUUUAACUUAGCAGUCUCACACGGUUAUACAAACACUUAUUUCUUAGAAACCCUGAGUCAUAAAUGAUUUAGUGAUCUUUCAACUUUCCAUCUCUAUAGGUUGUGUUACAUCACCAAUUCACAGGUCGGUAUUCAUGAGUCUGUAACGUCUCACCGUGAACAUAAACGUCCCAAAGGCAUCCCGCCUCUUUGCUGGCUUCAGUGGUAGUAGGGCAGUAUUAGUGCUGUGUGUGUCACAGUGACACAGUGGGACAGCGGUCUAAUACUGCAGCUGUGAUAUCAAUAUUGAAGCACAGAGGCGUCACAGUGGCGUAGCGUCAUUACAGCACAACAACUGUGUUAGCAAUCUGACUCGAUUUAAACGAUGAAAACAUGACCGAAAAUAUCCACCAGGAGGUAAAACUACCUUUGACAUGACUGAAAACUACCAGAUAAAACAAUGAUAUACAAAUGUAGAUACCAGACAGUGUUUUAGAAUUAAAGGUAGGUUUAUUUAUGACUGUGAGACAAUUUAUGCGUCAUAUUAAGGACCUUUGACCCAGUGACAAAAAUAUGAGUAACAGGGUAACGGUGGUGUUUUUUUCACCCUGGACCACAGAGCUUCAAACAAGCAUCAAGUCGAUCUGCUCAAAGUCAAGCCCACUGUUGUCUGAGUUGAACUCUUAAGGCGAGUCAGGUUUUUGACAUUCUUUCUUUGUCCUUACUUGCUGCCUGUAUGAGGCACUUAUGUAAUGAAAGAAUAACACGGCACUGUUGGGUUUGCCGGCCAGAGUUCGUCUUAAUCUAAGCCCCCUGACAUGCGGCCAGUAUACCCAUUUGUUGACAUGAGAUUAGCGCUCUCGGGAGCAGUUGUUUUGAAUAUCUGCAGGAUAUUGAUAUUGAUUACUGCUGUGUACACAAGUGCACAGAGAGCAUAUUUUCCCACUCCACCCCUGGUCAGAUUGAUCCGAGCAGAUGAGAAGUGAAUGAAGAGUGUUGCUGCACUGAAAGGAUAACGCUGUGAGUGAAUAUGUUUUCACGGCUUAUAAUAAGCUCUCUGCAUUUGAUCCCAUUUUCAAUAACCUGGAUGAGCUCAUGGCACCAUCCUGAGCGCUGAAACAUACACACACAUUCUUUCACACUUCUGUAACGGGGUUAUAAGCUCCUGUCUUGGAUGCUGUGCUCAUAUGAAUAAACUUUUUAUAUCCGCAGUAGCUGCUCCGUCUGUGUGCCUGGCUCUGAUGUAAGACCAUAUGUUAGACGCUUUAUAGAAAAGCCCGUCUGCUAUGUGAACAAUGCAAUUAGUCACUUUCUCUUCAACUGAGGAGAUUUCAGCGAACCGCAGGCCGCUAUUUCUCCACCCUGUGAGUAACUCUGCGAUCACUGCGCGUUAUCAAGUCCAAGUUUCCAGGACCUUAUCCCUGCCCCUUCCUCCUCAGAUUGUCACUCAGCCCUUUCUCUCCUUCAUCCUUCCAUUCAUCCGCUCUUUGUUAUGUUGUUUCCCCCCCUCGACACACCCUUCCUGUCUCGAGCGAGCUGGCUAUUGCUAACGUUAUUAAGGAAAAGCCUUCCUCCUGACAGCAAUAAAUCAAUGCGGCUGGACCUGUUGGUUCACAGACCUCCUUCUCUGACCAUAUUCCCCGUGUGUGUGGUCGAUAGUAGACCGUCCAUUUAGCAGAGCAGUUAAACCGCUGUAAUGCUUUAAGAUUUUCUUCUAUUAUCGAUCUUCUUUCAUCAACUUUUCUACCCUGGUGUUGUUCAAAGGCUGCACCUAAAAGUGUAAAGUGAAGUGAAUGAGCUCUCUCUUUUUCUCUCUCUUUCUCUCUCCUCUUUGGUCUGCCGUCUUUUCUGUCUUUAAGCCGCCGUAUAAUGGUGCCUCUCCUCGACAUGUUUCAGCAGAGUUACAGCUCGCCCUGUAUGCUGAUCAGCUGAGGGUGUGUUCUGGGUGUGUUUAAGUUUGAGUGACACCUGCGCUCACGUACAAUAGAGAUUUUUAUGACCUGAAUUUAUCAAAGUCAGGUUCUGAGAUUCGUUGGCGGUUCGUCAACAACAGCGAUAGCGGUGUGUAUCAACAGGUAUGAGAGAGAGGGAGAGGGAUGGUUUCAUAACGUCACUAUUCUGAGGGUUUUCCAAACUUACCUGUAAACCUCACAAACACAAACUGACAGAAAUAACAAGUUUUGUCAUGACCCACAAUUAGGAGGUGCCCAGGACCUUCAUGUUGGCGUUCUCAUCUACAAAACUCUGCUACCUGUUCAUACAUGGCGUUAAGUAAUUCAUGAAAACAAACCUUUUCUUUUUAAAGUCAUACUUAGUGGUUUUAAGCAAGUAUUUUUGUUUUUCUGAUACUUCUGAUCUCAGAGAUUCUUUUGAGUCCUAAAUUUCAGGCGUACUGAGGUGUCUUGAGCGCUGUAAUAAAAGGCCCUCAUGUAUAAUGCAUUAACUUCUUGGCUGUAAUCCAUCGUACAUAUUAUGAGAGAGGAGAUCAUCUUGGCUUUUGUAGAAUAGAUUUACUAUUAAUAAAGUAAUUCUCGUAAAUGAUUCAACUCACUUUUGACUCUGUAGACGAAGUGUUUCUAUGAUGAACUCGCUGAUUGACACAAAAGUGAGAUUUUUGAGUUUGAUUGUCUGUAACCGCUCUAUGAUUCUUAUUGUGCUGCACAUAGACAUAAACAAAGUUAUAUACAGAGUUACCCUGCCGUCGUAAACAGCAGCUGGGGAGUGAGACGGCUUCAAUUUUACUAUCUUUGCCGAGCGAGGCAGAUGCAAAACAGCAACUGAAGAAAAAAAACAAGUUAAACGAAAUAUAAGUAACAUGGCGGCAGCUAAUGCAACACUGCAAGUCCUGGCGUAGAGCGGCAUGUUAAAGCUGAUAGCUAAAUAAGAGACUGUAAGUAAAGGUGCGAUUAAUUAUCCUGAUUUGUUAAUGAUCUGUUUAAAUAGUCAGAAGCAUCUUCUGUACUUUGACUAAAUGGAAGUUUAAGGUUCUUCUUGUCUCUACUUUAUCAAGUUACGCCUUAGUUUGGAGUGUUUUGAGGGUUUUUUCAUCGCCGUCAGUCAAACGGGGCUCCUUCAAGUGUGUGUAUUUAAGGGUAAGUGGUGUGACCCUGUGAUGUCGAGUUGAAAAGUGGGAGUUCUGUAAAUCCUUGAGAUGAGAAUAAACUCGAGAACAAGUGCUUUGUCAGAUAGAGGGAGGGCCGCUCUCACUGUCCUCUGUUGUCGUUUUCCCUUCAGGAAAGCUUUUCCUGAUGAAUGACAUCCUGUGCUGUUUUUUUUUCCUUUAUGCUCUCUCUCUCUCUCCCUCUCUCUCUGUCUCUCUCGCUCCCUACUGUCUUCCUCCAGAUUUACACCUCACCUGACCUCUUUCCAUCCUGCUCUCUCUCUCCUUCGCUCUUUUUCUCGUCCUCCUGUCGUUUCUCCGCUCUCUCACUCACAAAGAAAACAAGGACAGCUUUCACAGACCUCUGAGAACGAGCGCUCUGAUCUGAUGUCGCCGCUCAUAUAAACAUCACAAGUGAACCCGGACGAUUACAGAGCCGGGCAGGUGUAUCACGUUUCUGUGUCCACCCCUCAGGCUCCAUCAGAGGACAGGAGGACCUUCUAUUGUUUUUUUUCUUCUUCUUCUAUAUAGGCCAGGGUUGUCGGUUCAUGCGCAGACGGGCCUGUGUGGCUUUGAGACAGUAUGUCCUCUGUAACAGCCUCAUUAAAAGAGACAUGGUUCAGUAGACAGCAAACACACACACACCCAUCUCUGUCUUUGUCCCCACUCUCCAUUAACUCAUCCCCUCACCUUUCAUUCUCCCUCUGACUGUAGAGUGGCAGUCAGGCUGCUCAGAUCAGGAUGGAUCUCUCUGACUGAGUCACCUACUACUGAACUCUGUCCAUGAUGAUGAUGCCGGUUCACAAUAACACUACGAUCCCGCCCCGACAAUAAAACCUUUAAUGGACCGUUAAAAAAAAUCUGAAUGAAACUUUAACUGUUACUUUCUGUUCCUCGUUCAUUGACGAUUUUAUCUCUCUGUGUCGCUUCCAGGAGCAGCAGAAGCAAGCUGUCGGCGGCGAAGAGGAGGGGAAAGACUCAGAGACGCCGGUCCACGAGACUGACAGUCAAUACGGGACCUGGGAGACAGGACUGCGCACCGACGACAGGUAAAUAUCCGGAUCACAGCCUCUGAUAUCAAGAGACGUGUGUUUCGUUUUCAAGAUUCAAGAUUCAAGAUGGACUUUAUUGUCCUUUGCAGGAAAUUUGUCUUCGACAGUAGAGCUACAUUUUCUGCAGUACAUCAAAUACACAUAGAAUAACACAUACACACAAAAAAAGACAGAUAUAAUAGUGGUCACAUGUUCACAGUGUGUACUAUAGCGCGCAGUACAGGAGAUUAUGAUCACACAGUACCUAUAAGCAUCAAUAAUGGUAAAAAAGUGUAUAAGUGCUUUCCAGAACCAGGACAAAUCAGAACUGAGUAAAAUCAAAAUAACUACAGCAGGAGAAGCUGAUAAAAGAAUCUGAAAAAGUAGGACUUUAUGAACAAGAUAAAAACACAGAAGAGGAAUAAUAAAUAAAGGAAAAAGAUAAAACCAUUAAAAAAAGAGACUUUUAAAAAAGUGAGACUCCAAGUAAGCGGGCCGGAGUGACGGGUUGUACAACGCUGUGUCCAAAGAGAUGAUUUGUGCCGAGAUGUGUCAAAGAAUAAAGGUCCACUUUUCCAUCUACGGCAUAUUUUUCUAUCUCUUUAUUGAUCUAAACUGUGAGGAAAAUAAGUAAAAUAUUAAACCUGUUAGAGGCAGGAGCAAAAUGAUCAGACAUCAUGGAGUAAAGAAGAAGAAACAAAGAGACUAACAGGGUUUCUGCUGGGUCUUAAAGAGUCUUAAAAUGUCUAAAAAAUCUCUUAAAACCUCAUAAAAUGUCUUAAAUACAAAUUUGAAAGGUCUUAAAAUGUAUUGCUGAUACUUGCAAAUAAAGAUUGAUUAUUUGUUUUGAUUUCCCUUCAUGUCUUUUGUACUUUUUUGCCAGGAUGGAUGUAAAAUGGAUCUUAAAUUGUUUUCAUUAUGGUCUUUAAAGGUCUUAAAUUUGACUUGUUGAAACCUGCAGAAACUUUAGACCAAAGUGUUGUUGUCGCAUACACCGUCACAGCUCUGAGUACGUAAGAAUUAUUUAAAUACGAGGCGCUGAAAAGUCCCAAAUUAAACACGCUUUAAUCCUGCUCACAGCUAUUGUUUGUCUGUUUCAAUGGAGAGUCUUCUGCUCCACAGUUAACAAGUGUUCGAUAAACUCACGACUUCUUUUUCGUGUAAAUCCAUAACUAUUUAAACAAACUCCAGAUCUGCACAGUAAGACCACAGGGAGGGUCUGUCAGUGACCCCCUGUGGUCAGACACACAACUGACAAACACUGACAGGGAUGGAUGGGACUAAAAUUUAACAGUCACGUCCAUUUGUAGUCCGGUUCAUAGGUAUGUUGUUUGUGGUCGUCACGGUGACAAAUGAGGCGUUCAGUUUGUCUGUCUUGUAAAUCACGUCUUCCCACAGUCUCAACAAAAACAAAAGGAGAUUAUAACUCAGACGUAACCGCGCUGUUUUUCCUGAGGAGCUGUUUCUUAAUCUCUCUCUCUCCUUGUUUUUCAGUCUCACUCCAGCGACGCCCAGUUCAGAGAGCAACCUCAGCCCUUCACCCAGGAAGCCCACUCCCCCUGACACACCAGGGGACUCCUCUUUACUGUUUGAUACUGACACUGUGGACAGCCUCCCGCCCUCGUCCUCCUCUGAGAGCCAGUCAUUUUCUUUCCCAGAUGUAAGUGUUGACUAACUGAGCGUCAUGAACUCUUUAUCACCUCUGCCCUCAUUUCUACAUGUUUCUUCUCCUUGUAUGUGACUGUCCAGGCCCAGAUCUCUCUGCUGGACACGAGCGCUCUCCGCUCCAGAGCUCAGCUGGGGAAGAAACGAGCCCCUCGGACCCGCCCUUCCAGAGCAGCCCUUCAGACCGCCGUGCAGGAAGAGGACUGGCUGUUCCGAGACUCCACAGGUAAGCACUGAAGACAGAACCUGUGAAAACCUCGUGAUCAGAUGAUCCUCCAAUGUGCAGCUGAACUCGAUGACAGUUCUUCUCAAGUGACAGUAAUGUGUGUGUCUCCCUGCGACAGAGCCAAAGGUUGAGGCGAAGGACGAUGACUCAGACUCUGAGGAGCCGACCAGAGGAGCUGACGCCGCCUCUGCUGUCGCCUCUCAGCCUCAGAGGGUCGCCUUGUUCCCCGGGAUGGACCCUUCAGCUUUAAAGGUGAGCCCCCGGUGUUUGCACGUCUAAAAACACGUUUGAACAAGCCGAGUGUUUGAAUCUAAAUCUAAAUAUGUCCUGUUGCUGUCGUCAGGCCCAGCUGAAGAAGAGAGGCGACUCUGACAAUCAAACAGAUGGACCUGCUCCCUCUCCUUCUCAGCUCUCUCGCUCUCCUAAAUCCCCCUUCCUCCCCAGGGCUGCGCGUGUACUGCCCCCUCCUGGUGGCAAAGAAAAUGGGUGAGUGUGCAAAAUAAGACCUGAUAUGUCUAUACUUCCUUCAUAUUUAUUUAUCCCACAUAUAAAACAUAACACAGCAGUAUUACCAGAAGACCAUCGAGAUCUGGUUUCUUUGAUUGGCAUGUUUUUCUUAGUAUUCACACCGAGUAAAACUAAUACAGGAGGGAACGCCAUCACAAGAUUAUACUUGUGAAAAACUUGUUUAAACUUUAAAGCUCUAGUUUUGAAAACAUUCAAAAUAAUAUUUCAUUUCAGUUUUAAGAUUUCAGAGAGAGAGCAGAUGGAGUGUUUAUUCACUAAUGAAAAUUCUGAUUCUGAGUGUCCAACAACGACCUCUUUUCUGUGACAAAAACAAGACAAUGUUGUUCUACAAAUGCAUCUCUGAUCAUGUGAAUUAAGAUGAAAAUGAUUCUUGUUCUCAUGGGAACGAUAAUCAGACGUAGAUGUUUGAGGAGGACUUUUAGACGGACCGACUUUAACCACAUUAUCUUGGGAGGUUUUUUUGCAGCUAUUGCCGUUGAAUGCAACAGUAAAAAAAGCUUGUUUCAUCCUUAUUUUAUUGGGUGUUUCAUAGUUUUAAUUCACUCUAAAACCUCAAAGAAGAUGAUUCAGGGUCUGCCCAGCAUGCCUGUCUAGGGGCCUGUCUUAGAGCUGACUCUGAUUGGCUGAAUCACUUGAGGACAGAAAAGACUUGGACUUAAACGUCCUGUAUGCAACUUUUAACUACAUUUGAAAAAAUCUCUUGUUUCUGCUGAUGUCUCCCCGUCACCUGCAACAGUGAAUGAGUCCAUCUGUGUGAGGAUAAACUAUUUCUAAAAAGUGAAAACUGGGACAACGGAAGCUAGUGGUCGGGUCCAGACUGCAAAUGAAACGAUUUAUGGCACUCAGACCAGAGAGGACACACGAAUUUUUCUCUUUAUUUUGCACUGAAAACGCACAUAUUACUGUCAGCACACAAACUGUGACAACGUCUUGCAGCAGGAGACUCGAAGCCACGAAGCUCCUCCACGCCAUAGACAGACAGGCAGAGCAGCUCUGUAUCACUAACCUCAGUCGUCCUGCUGCUCCACCUCUGUCUCACAGUCACCUCCCAUUUUAAAUACAUUUACAAAGUAAGUUUCCUCAAACUGCUCACAAAAAAAGUUAGUUUCUGUAGCCCUGAUGUGUGAGCCAGACAAGUGUCUUUUUGACGAUACGCGCUAAAACACUCCCGCUUUUGUCCAAAGUGGCUGUAAAAUCAAAAACUCCUUCCAGCUGCUUUAAAGUAAUGACUUUUAUUGAGGAAAACUAAAUUAAUUUCUGCAAAGUGACUAAAACUACAAGAUAUUUUUAAUCUUCAACUGUCUGCCUGUCAUCUUCACAGAGAGGAGGACUCACCCCAGUGGUUAAAAGAGCUGAAGUCCAAGAAACGUUUGAGUCAAUAUGAAAAUGAAAGCUAA
This is a messenger RNA of Xyrichtys novacula (pearly razorfish), 24575 nucleotides long. The record is from the annotation of a GenBank genome assembly. Lineage: Eukaryota; Metazoa; Chordata; Actinopteri; Labriformes; Labridae.